AGGCUGACCCGGAAGCGAAUUCCUUAGCGGCGGGCCGCGUGGAUUCGUUUUCCCGCGGCUUCGAGUGGAUAGUGCCGCGGCCGCUGCCAUGACCAAAAUAAAGGCAGACCCAGACGGACCGGAGGCUCAAGCGGAGGCGUGUGCCGGCGAGCGCACCUACCAUGAGCUGCUGGUCAAUCUGAACCCCAUCGCACAGCCCCUGGCUUCUCGCCGCCUCACGCGGAAGCUCUACAAAUGCAUCAAGAAAGCCGUGAAGCAGAAGCAGAUUCGGCGCGGGGUAAAGGAGGUUCAGAAAUUUAUCAACAAAGGAGAAAAAGGGAUCAUGGUUUUGGCAGGAGACACACUGCCCAUUGAGGUAUACUGCCAUCUCCCAGUUAUGUGUGAGGACCGGGAUUUGCCCUACGUCUAUAUCCCCUCCAAGACGGACCUGGGAGCAGCGGCUGGCUCCAAGCGCCCCACCUGUGUGAUAAUGGUCAAGCCCCACGAGGACUACCAGGAGGGCUACGACGAGUGCCUCCAGGAGGUCCAAGCCCUGCCCCCGCCACUGUGACGGACUCAGGCAGCACUCUGGGCACCUGCUCUGGAAGCCGUGGGACUGGCGGCCAGCCAGCUGGCUGCCCUCCUUGCUGCCCACACGCACAGCAUCUCCGCAGUCCCCUCAGGCAUGUAUUCUUCACAGGCAGCUCCAGCAGCUAAUUCAUGAAGGUAAAAACCAGCUGUCUUCUCCAUCGGUGCUGUUUCCUGUUGAGCUUAAAUGAAGACAGUUCCAAGAAUUUGGUGUGGGGGAAGUAAAUUCUAAGACUAAAAUGUGGUGAGCCUGUGGGUGUUUUUUAAGCAGCAGCUGCUGGUGGGGCCAAAGAGUUGGUGGGCAGGAAAGAGCAGAAGCAGUCUUUCUCUCCGGAAAACCCGAAGGACUUUGAGCGCUCUCAGUGCUCAGGCCCAGCUGUCCAGGCUGGUGCUUGGACUCGAGCUGGAAUGAACUCUUUGGUGCCCACCCCAGAGCUUUCAGCUCCCACUUCCAGAGUAGGUAGGACCUGACAGCUGCAAGAUAAGGCAGCAAAGCCCAGACCACAUUUUACAGAAGCCUGUGGUUCCUAUUUUGGGAAGCACCCCAUUCAGCUUUUCUUCUUCCCCCAGGAGCCGUCUCUGUGAAGCUUACAGAAGCAAUUUGCCUGCCUACACAGUAAAUUUUAUAGAGGAAAGUAAAAUACACAACCCCAGGCCAGCUCUCCUAUUUAGCAUAAUGGCCCCUGUGACCCAGUCCCCUCAAAUAUUUCAGACCUAAGGUUUAAGAUCCCCCUUCUUGCUGUCAAAGGGCCAGUGCAGAACUCUGGACACAUAGCUAUCAAGCUUCAAGCCCCUGGAGUAAACUGGAAAGAGCUUGGCUUGAGGGUCAGAAGUAGUUUAAACUCCAAGCAGCUCUCUCCUUUACAAGCCUUGUGCAAGUCAUUUCAUUUUCCUAAAUCCUCUUAUGCUGAUUAAUAAUAUGGAAGUAAUAAGAUCUGUAUAUAUAUAUAUAUAUAUAUAUAUAUACACACUCAUACACACACAUACAUACACGCACAUAAAGCAUCUGGCCCAGGGUCUGACACCUACCAAGUUUUUCCUAAAAGCCUCAUACUUUGAUCUUGUUUGCGCCCCAUGGAAUAUGUCUCAGGCUGUUUUUCCCCAAGCAGAGGUGCAAGAUGGAUUCCUAGGCACUGGCCAGCCAUGUUUCAAGUGACAGCGGCAGCGGCAGCAGCUAGGACCUGCCUGGUAUCUGUGUGUAUGAGACACAUAGUAACUGUCAAGUGAGGCUUAAAGGCAAGCCAGGAGAGGUUAAGGAGAAGGGCUGUGAAUAUAUUUGCUUAAAGUUAUAAAACAAUGGUA
This is a messenger RNA of Choloepus didactylus (southern two-toed sloth), 1869 nucleotides long. RefSeq names its product NHP2 ribonucleoprotein (gene NHP2). Gene Ontology annotation, cellular component: box H/ACA snoRNP complex; nucleolus. Gene Ontology annotation, biological process: rRNA pseudouridine synthesis; snRNA pseudouridine synthesis. The record is from RefSeq and is a predicted model, not a curated record. NCBI's taxonomy places the organism in Eukaryota, Metazoa, Chordata, Mammalia, Pilosa, Megalonychidae. Bases 89 to 550 code for a protein of 153 amino acids. The transcript is spliced from 4 exons. Gene Ontology annotation, molecular function: box H/ACA snoRNA binding.